Messenger RNA from Melitaea cinxia (Glanville fritillary), 2424 nucleotides. RefSeq names its product ataxin-7-like protein 1. The record is from RefSeq and is a predicted model, not a curated record. Bases 1 to 1986 code for a protein of 661 amino acids. The transcript has a single exon. Lineage: Eukaryota; Metazoa; Arthropoda; Insecta; Lepidoptera; Nymphalidae.
AUGUCCGGCGAUUUCCCGUUCGCGGCGAAGAUAGUGAGCCCCAUAAAGUGCAAUGAGAAGCCUUGGGAUCUAUGGGUUAGCGAGAUCGGUCACCAGUCGCCGCGGCGGGAUGAAGACAGCGCGGGGUUCACGUCGCCGACGGCGGUGGAUGGCAAGGGCGCGCCCACCCGACGCCUGCACGACCCUCACCCGUACAAGACCGCGGACAAGACUCAAGCCCGUUACCGCCGCGCCGGUGUCAACCGCCUCCGCAGCGAAAGCAUGAGCCUACAUGGUCUCUUCCCACAAAUGGACAAUUUAAAUGCCGCAGUGUGUCAUAUGUGUGGAGUUAUAGUGAAGUGUAGUGCAGCGUACAGACAUUUACUCGAGUCUCAUACUGGUGCAGAACCAAUACUACCGCCGCCUCCCCCUACGGUAAAACUUAAAUCUGUUCCUGGUAGGAGUAGACACAAAAAGGAACCACCACCCCCCGUCCCUAUAGACAUUCUGCCCGUUAAGAUAGAGACAUCUCCUGUUCACACUGCAGCAGCCCCUAUCUCUAGAAUAGUAUUGCCCCAACCUGACCUACAGUACCUGGAGGAAGCUAGUACAUCCUCUGCCAUCUCGGGGGAAGUUCAAGUCAGCGUGGAGAGUGGAGAGUUACCUGUCGUCAGUAUACAGGACACAGAGGAUUUGCCCCUCGGUGAAAACAUAACAGAUGAUAUUUUUGCAAUUAUGAAUUCUGAAGGUAUUCAAAGCGCCGACGACAUCACAAAUACCGCUGAUUGGAAGAAUAUAAUUAGAGAUAUAGGCAAUAUGCAGGAAAUAAACUUCCCAUCAACCACUGAUACCGUACAAUCACAAGACUUGUAUAGUACGGUAGAUGCAUCACUAGCGAGCUACUCAAUAACCGAUACGGACCUAUCGAACUUACAAUUCGCGCCCAGCACAUCCCCUAUGCUGUCAUCUGUGAUAGAUAAUAGUGUACUCAACACUCAAGCUUUAAAACCGGCGUCGAGCACGCCCUCAACGAAGGCGUCGCGGAAGUCGAGUAAAACGAAAUCCAACCGGGAAUACGACCCGAACAAGCACUGCGGCGUCGUCACCGCAGAGAACCCGAAGCCCUGUACUAGGUCGCUGACAUGCAAGGCGCACGCCCUGUCGUUGCGGAGGACGGUGGAGGGCCGCGCCAAGCCCUUCGACACCCUGCUGGCGGAGCACCGCGCCUCGAAGGACCUCGCCUCCGCGCCUCCCGCACCCCCUGCGCCCCUGCCACCCCUCCCACCCCUGCUAGUCAACACGCUCGACCUCGGUGCCUUCAACGGGCUAACAGCGGAGCAGCAGGUCGAUGAUAUCUACGCGAGUUUGCUGAGCGUAGAGGAGCCCGCGCUGCCGGACCCCGCAAGCCAGACAGCCGAGCCCUCCGCACUUGCCGCGCCCUCCGCACUCGCUGCGCCCUCCGCACUCGCCGCGCCCACCGCCCCCGCCGCCCCCGCCGCCCCCGAAGGCCCACCACCCCUGCUGCCGGCUGACGUGUGCUGGUACACCGCCCCGCCGCGACCACUCGCCCUCUGUACCUUCAACGCGUCGCAGGCGGGCGGCGCAGUCACACUAGGAAAGAAGUUUGCCACCGUACGCAGUAACAUCAAAUCCUCGCUCUCGCGUUCGAACAAGUCCGGCGCCGGUAACUACUACAACCAGAGCCUGUCGCUGUCCAAGACGCUGCACGUGGGCUGUAAGUCCAACAAGCCGGGAGUGCGAAAACUAAUAGUGACGUGUAGUGCGCCCGGGGCGGGAAAGGAGCACCAGACUCUGAGUGAACUAUUCGGUGGCGAAGUGCGGCACGCGCUUAAUGGGCACGUGGGGCUUUCUGGACACGCGGGGCUAACGGGGCACCCGGGGUUAGCGGAACGCAAGACGAAACUGAAAGGCUCAAAACGCGCGGCCGGCGCGGCCCUUGAUCUCGGUUUCGCGCUGGACCCGUUGCUCGCGGACGAAAAAUGCUGAACUAUAAGCAAUCACCGGUUGUGUAGUCACAUUUGUGUAUUUAUUUACCGAGUGGAUCGGAUCGGACUUGUGCCGUAAAUGUUGUUGUGACAAGUUUGUCCCCGACGGAGUUCGCGAUAUACGAUAAUGUUAAAUCUCAUUUUUUUUAUCGAAAAACGAACUAAUGUUUGUAUUAUUUUGUAUAUUAUUUAUAAGAAAUUUUUUAAAUUGCCGACGCGAAUGUCGGCCCGUUGGUGAAAAUUAAUAGAAUUAUGCAGAAUGGUUGUAUUUUUUCGAAUGUAUUUCACUCAUUGUUGAUUCUGAAAUGAAUACUGAAAAAGGGCCUAGGAUUAAUGUUUAAUGUGAUGAAAAUUUCCAUGUAAAAAUAUAAAUACUAUUAAAAUAAGUCUAUCCGUAACAGUAAAUCGCCUCCUUUUGAAAAUACCUCAAUUACUCAAA